UGAUAUCAUAGAAGAAGAAGUAGGUAACAAAGAAGAUUUGACAAGCUCUUCUCUUGUUGCUAGGAUCGCGAGAAGAGGGGAAGUAAACGAUUUCUUCAAACCAGCUUGCAGCUGUCAUUUUUGUAGCCUGUAUCGCCCAUAGUGUCCCAAGGGGACAAGCUCAAUCUGCCUCAAGUUGCAGUUGGAGGUUGCUGUCCUAUCUAUCUGGCUUACCCUCAGAUCCUCCCUUUUCCCCUCCUGGUUUCUUCCCGAACCUCUUGCUCUCCUUAAACCCUCUUUACUUGAAGUGAACCACCAUGGCAACAGCAAAGCCCAAAGGGCAGAACUCUCUGGCCCUCCACAAAGUGAUCAUGGUGGGCAGUGGUGGAGUGGGGAAGUCAGCCCUCACUCUGCAGUUCAUGUAUGACGAGUUUGUUGAGGACUAUGAACCAACCAAAGCGGACAGCUAUAGGAAAAAGGUAGUUCUGGAUGGGGAGGAGGUCCAGAUAGACAUCCUGGACACUGCGGGACAAGAGGACUAUGCUGCCAUCCGGGACAACUACUUCCGCAGUGGGGAGGGCUUCCUCUGUGUCUUUUCCAUCACUGAGGCAGAGUCGUUUGCAGCUACAGCAGACUUCAGGGAGCAGAUCUUGCGGGUGAAGGAGGAUGAGAGUGCACCCUUCCUCCUGGUGGGGAACAAGUCUGACUUGGAGGACCGGAGGCAGGUCAGUGCAGAAGAGGCCAAGGCGCGUGCUGAACAGUGGGGCGUGUGCUACGUGGAGACCUCUGCCAAAACCCGUGCCAAUGUCGACAAGGUAUUCUUUGACCUGAUGAGAGAGAUCCGAGCGAGGAAGAUGGAGGACAGUAAAGAGAAAAACGGCAAGAAGAAAAGGAAAAGUUUGGCCAAGAGGAUUAGAGAGAGAUGCUGCAUUUUAUAGUGACAAGGGGGUCAGUGAUGACUGCUUUGUGUAUAUAAAUAUUUCACCUAUUUUUGCAUUUUAUUUGUGCCCAUAGAAGCCCCUUACUCCUGGUUCUGGUACCCAGGGAUUCUAGUCUUGGAUCAGAAGUAACUGGUUGGUUUAACAAAAGGUGAGUGGCACUGACUGUGGCAAGUGGUUCAUGGACAGAUUUGGCAGUCCCAUAAUCCUUGUUGCUCAAUCGAUUCUCUAUGCUCUGACACUCCUCAAACCUGCGUCCUCUUUAGUUCUUCUGGAUCACAUGUUAGAGAUGGCACAGACUUAAUGUGGUGAAAACAUUGGGCUUGGCUCUUUGUAGGCUGAUUUCUUUUUUUUUUUUUAUAAAUGUUUUUUUUUCAACGUGAAUAGAACUUAAAUGUAAGCAUACCCAACAAGACCAUGGUCAUUUUAUGACUGAGAUCUUGGACAGCCCCAAACCCAGAACAUUUUCCUACUUCUGAGGGACCAUUUCCAAUUGAAAUGAUUUGACACCAAUUAACCUGAUUGAAUGAGAGGGGAAAAGCCUGCAUGCCUCCAGGGUUGGGUUUCCCAAAAGCAUCUUAAGGCUAAGUUCGUUAGAAAUUUCGUAGGAGCAUCGUUAAAUCUCAGAGCUGUUUCACAAAACCAUCAUUACUAACUUCCAUUUGAAAACACUUGUAUCUAACUACUGCUUCAGACCACUUGUAGAACAGCUAAAGUGUCAGAAUAUCUUUUGCCCUCCCGCAUAACGUUACACACCAUCUCAGAUAAACACAAAGUGUUUCUCUGACUGCCGUUAACUUCAUAGUUGAAUAAAAAUAGUCUACAAAAUGUGCAAUGCUACAAACAAGCGAAGCAAUGACAAAACAGGUUUCAAAUGAAAACCGAGAUUACUAUAUUGUAAGAGAGAUAUUAGAAUACAUAUUUCAGUCAUAUUGAAAUUGUUUAAUCAAUUGAGUUAUAUUUUUCUAAUUGUAGGCUACUGUAAGAUGUGCCAAAUCUCGUUUAGUCUAUUAUUAUAGGCUAAGCUGAUCAUACUUUCUGUAGGAGCAUGUCCUUCAUCACUAUUGUAUAUUCUUUCUAGGCCCAGGACUAGUUAGGCACUGAAUUAUUUUAAAAAGAAACCAAAAAUCCAGGUGUACUAUUGAUGCAUACACUCUUAAGUUUUCAAAACUUCAAAAUCGUGUACAUAAGCACACUAACAAGCUUUGUUCUCCUCUGUUGUGAGGGGAAUCAGUUUCAUUAUUUACACCAAUUAGCUUCAGCCGGCUGGUGUGCUACCUUGGCAAAGUUGGUUUGACUUUGGAUAGCCUAUCACUGGAAAUAGUAAGGACUAGAUAUCGACGGAUUAUGAUUUUUCAACGCCGAUACCGAUUAUUGGAGGACCAAAAAAGUCGAUACCGAUUUAAUCGGCCGAUUUAAAAAAUAAUAAUAA
Messenger RNA from Oncorhynchus mykiss (rainbow trout), 2349 nucleotides. Lineage: Eukaryota; Metazoa; Chordata; Actinopteri; Salmoniformes; Salmonidae. The record is from RefSeq and is a predicted model, not a curated record.